GCACCGCGCACCACUGCGCUUGCAAGCAUAAUCGAUUGUGCAACCACCACCACCGCCUGAGCAGUUCACCGCGAUCCUCAUUCCAACAAAGCCUGCAAACAUGCCUCAGCUUACUGACUUGCCAGUCGAACUCUUCCUCGACAACAUACUGCCACUGCUUCCUGUUCCUGAUCUAUCCAGUCUCGGUUGCGUGAACAGCCACUUCGCCCAACUGACCUCAGACGAGACGUUCUGGCACAGAAAGAUCCAACAGGACUUCAACUUCACCGGGUCAGAAACUGCAAGAAAGAAUGGAUGGAAGUUCUUAUAUCGCCGUUUCUCCAAGCCCCGCGUCUUUGUCUGGGGUGAGCGGAGCCACGGAAGGCUAGGAUUGACCGAAGACCAGCUUCCUCAACCUGUCAUGCGCGAUGCUGUACCGUACCCUGUACAGUUGCGCAUCCCAGACGUGCGCAUCGUCAACCUUAUCGCCGGAGGAUGGUCAUUUCACGCAUUGGACUCUCGUGGUACCAUCUAUGUGUGGGGAGUGCUCGAUGGAGACAGUGCUGCCCUGCGUAGCGAAGGCUACGCCAUGCCGGCCAAGCGCACGGAAGGUCCCAUGCGACUCAAUCUCCCCGUGAAGAUCCGAAGUAUCAGCUGUGGGCGAUCGCACUGUGCCGCGCUCGAUGCCAGCUCGUGCGUCUGGACCUGUAUCUCGUGGGGUCGGCCCUUCAUCCUAUCAAGUCCCCUUCUCGACAAGACAUCUCCCGAGACGACUCCUGCCCAAAUUACUAGUGGCUGGUCAUUCUCGGCGAUCCUCACCGAAUCCGGUGACGUCCUGGUAUUUUGGCCUUUCUCUGGCGACAUGGCGGACGCUAUCGCCACUAAAUCGGAGGAACUCGAUCAACUAAGCACCUCGCAGCCUACCAGGGCACUACCAUCGUCACAGGAGCCCAGUGUCAUUCCGUGCUAUACGUGGAGGUUGCAAGGCAUCGACCCAGUGAGGCUACCUGCCAUUCCGACCGGCGACCUACCCGAGUUAAAUGGAACCGGCGUGACGGUAGAAGGCGAAACGAAGCUUAUCAAGGUGGCUGGUAUGGACAACACGAUCGUCGGACUGACCAACAAGGGGCACGUCCUCAUGUACCAGAUGAUGGGAGGGGAGAAUCUACAGAUUCGCAACCGUUGGGAAUACCUCCCUGAGUUCAGUGAGGUCGAGAAAGUUAAAGUACACAGUACCUUUACCGAUACAACGUCCGAAGGACAGACACGCCCGGAACCUCCAGAAACCAUGUUGAUUACUCACAUUUCUGCUCAAUUCAGAACGUUUGUUGCCUACUCAACUGGCGAGCGUUCCGUUGUCAUCAUGGGGAAAAUUCAAGAUCCUGGCUUUGUACCUGCCGGAGCCCCCCAUACCCCGCCUCAAGUCUCACCCAUGAUACUCCCGGCGCUGCAGAAUCGCGACGUCAUUUCCGUCGUACUCGGUGAUUACCACUACGGUGCGCUGACGGCUGACGGCAAGCUCCUCACCUGGGGCGCAUACUCCAAAGGCGCGUCCGGUCUCGGUGAUCCUAGGAAGAUCCCUGUGGGUCAACCCGGCGGAUUCGGGGAUGAGGACCAGCUUCAGGCGGCCGAGACGCGAUGGAACAUCUUGAGGUUUCCUCCCCCUGAUGUGACGGUGCCGACGGAGGUUCGGUUUGACCAUGGAGCGAAGAAGCAGAGGGAGACGUACUGCUUCGCCGCAGCUGCAGCAGGCUGGCACAUGGGUGCAUUGGUCAUAGACCUGGAGGUAGGGAGCCACCAUUCUGUCGUUUACGGCCGACCGUCGAGACUGAAUGGAUGUCCGCAGCCGGAUGCCGAGAAUGAGGACGAGGAGGCCGUGACAGAUGAAAGUCAGCUUGACAUGCCGGGUGCGUUUCCUGGGAAUGAGCCGGACCAUGGGCCCCGGGAUUUCCCUGAAACACCCGGAGCCUUUCCAAGGAUCCCGUUCGGCCGUGGUGGGCGCGGCAUCCGGCUCGGUCUUGCUAUGGCACGAGGGACAAGGCGGGGCGCUGCAAGAGGACGCGGAGGUGGCGGAGGGCCUGAACCUGCGAUGGGGUGACGAAUACACAGAACGCCAUACAAACCGAUCCGACCCAAGACGAUAUGUAUUGUUGUAUUAGUACUGCUUGAUGUUAUAGAGCGUACCUCGUUGCGCAGGAAGAUUGUC
Messenger RNA from Fomitopsis serialis, 2185 nucleotides. RefSeq names its product RCC1/BLIP-II. Lineage: Eukaryota; Fungi; Basidiomycota; Agaricomycetes; Polyporales; Fomitopsidaceae. Gene Ontology annotation, cellular component: cytoplasm. Bases 101 to 2077 code for a protein of 658 amino acids. The record is from RefSeq and is a predicted model, not a curated record. Gene Ontology annotation, molecular function: protein binding; guanyl-nucleotide exchange factor activity. The transcript has 7 exons.